AUGUCGGUAUCCUUCACAUCCAGAUUGCUCCGUCGGCGAGCCUUCGCUCAGUUCUCCAACCGCAACUUCAGCUCCUCUUCUCGAGCUUGCGCAGACCAGGUUCGAAUCAUUGAAGUAGGACCACGCGAUGGCCUCCAGAACGAAAAGACCAGCAUACCGGUUGAGACCAAGAUCGAGUUGAUUAAUAGGCUGGCAAGGACAGGCUUGAAUACGAUCGAGGCUGGCUCAUUCGUGCACCCGAAAUGGGUCCCUCAGAUGGCGGCGAGCGACCAGGUCCUUUCGAGCAUACUCAAGAGCCCUCCAUCGUCUCAACUACCAAUCACAUAUCAGUGGCUGCUGCCAAACUCGAAAGGCCUCGAGAAUUACUUCAAAGUGAUGAACACUUCUCCGUCCGCCCCAGAUGGCUACCCUACACCUCCACCGUCCCCGAAGAUGGACGACGGUCCCGCGUUGAACACGUCCUCUCAAGACCCCAACGCGAUGCCAGCCACCACGUCAGGCGUGGACAGCAUGUCAACAUCGAGGACGGAGGGUGGACAGAGGCAUGAGGUUUCGAUAUUUAUGGCGGCUACCGAGUCGUUUAGCAAGAAAAACACAAAUUGCAGCAUACAGGAGAGUCUGGACAGGUUCAGACCACUGAUGGCGGAAAGUCGCAAGCAGAAUUACCCAGUCAGAGCGUAUAUCUCGGUCGCACUAGGGUGCCCAUUCGAGGGUGCCGUGGAUCCUCAUAAAGUGGCGGAGAUAGCCACUGAUCUGAUGGAGAUGGGCGCGGACGAGGUUAGCGUCGCCGACACCACUGGCAUGGGCACUGCACCAGCUACCCGGAAGCUCCUGCAAACGCUCAAGGAAGCCGGCAUCAGGAACGAAGACAUCGCCAUGCACUUCCAUGACACGUUCGGCCAAGCCCUGAUCAACACGAUGGUGUCGCUUGAUCAUGGUAUCAGAGCGUUUGACUCCGCCGUUGGGGGUCUGGGUGGCUGCCCAUAUUCACCCGGUGCGACUGGUAAUGUGGCGACGGAAGAUCUGGUAUACUCGCUGCAUACGUUGGGUGCCGACACCGGUGUUGAUUUGGACGAAGUCAGCAGGAUAGGAGACUGGAUCACUGGUCAGAUUGGAAAGUCCAAUAGCUCUUCUGCGGGAAAGGCUACUCUGGCAAGACUAAAGCGAGAAGGGCAGGCUUAA
Messenger RNA from Saxophila tyrrhenica, 1182 nucleotides. RefSeq lists its product as uncharacterized. Gene Ontology annotation, biological process: L-leucine catabolic process; ketone body biosynthetic process. The record is from RefSeq and is a predicted model, not a curated record. The transcript has 4 exons. Bases 1 to 1182 code for a protein of 393 amino acids. NCBI's taxonomy places the organism in Eukaryota, Fungi, Ascomycota, Dothideomycetes, Mycosphaerellales, Extremaceae. Gene Ontology annotation, molecular function: hydroxymethylglutaryl-CoA lyase activity.